AUGGGAAAAACGAGAACAAAAGGAAACAAAAAGAAUGGCCGCGGCAUUGUGAAAAUCAAGGAAAAACUACAAAGGAGCCUAAUCUCGGGCCUCAAACUUUUCACGGACGAGUGUGAUAAUCAAGAGAUUAGGGUGCCCGAUGACGUGAAGGAAGGGCAUUUUGCGGUGAUUGCAGAGGACAACCACGAACUGAGGCGGUUCGUGGUGCCCCUGAGCUUCCUCACCCACCCGUCUUUCGUGAGGCUAUUGGAACAAGCCGCGGAAGAAUAUGGCUUCGACCGUGGCGGUGCCCUCACGGUUCCUUGUAAGCCAGUCGAGCUCGAGCACAUACUCUCCGAGAGGUGGGUCGAGGAGGAAGUUGGGUUCGAUGGUGAUGAUAAUAAUACUAAUAAUAAGUGGAGCUUAUGCAACAAAGCCAAGAUGGUGAAGAGCCACUAG
This is a messenger RNA of Striga hermonthica, 438 nucleotides long. Lineage: Eukaryota; Viridiplantae; Streptophyta; Magnoliopsida; Lamiales; Orobanchaceae. The record is from the annotation of a GenBank genome assembly.